Messenger RNA from Vicugna pacos (alpaca), 2387 nucleotides. Lineage: Eukaryota; Metazoa; Chordata; Mammalia; Artiodactyla; Camelidae. The record is from RefSeq and is a predicted model, not a curated record.
CGUUCCUGGGCGCCAGUAGCCUCGCGGCCUGGCUCUUCUGAUUGGCUGUUGCUAGGUGACGCCGCAUGCGCUCACGUGACGAGUAUUAAAUGCCCACCCUGUAGGAGCCCGCCCCGCAGACAAUCCUAAAGCCGCUCCAGGCUGCUCACCUGCUCCCACCUCCUGGAGCCCUGGCAAGGCCCCGCUAUCUCUACCCACUCCACUGCCUACCCCCAGCCUGAGCCCGCGCUGGGCAAGGAGCUGAGCGGCCCUAGAGGCGGAAGAGAGGAUGCAGCCGGAUACUGCUGUCCCGAGCAGUGCACGGUGAUCGCCUCCCCCGGAGGAGGAGUUGCCUAGACCGUUGCUACAUUUCUUGUUUUCCUCCCCCCUCCCCCCUGUAAUUACAUUGGCUGCUGGCGGGGACGGGGAGAGACGGAGGAGGCGCCUCCCUACCCCCUCGCGCCCGCUACCCCUGCUCUUUCCCAUCCCGGGCCAGGAUGACUGGAGUCUUUGACAGUCUGGUAGCUGAUAUGCACUCGACCCAGAUUACGGCCUCCACUACGUACCACCAGCACCAGCAGCCCCCGAGCGGCGGCGGCGCUGGCCCCGGCGGCAGCAACAGCAGCAGCCUCCACAAGCCCCAGGAGUCGCCCACCCUGCCGGUGUCCACAGCUACCGACAGCAGCUACUAUACCAACCAGCAGCACCCGGCGGGCGGCGGCGGCAGUGGGGGCUCGCCCUACGCGCACAUGGGUUCCUACCAGUACCACGCCAGCGGCCUCAACAACGUCCCUUAUUCCGCCAAGAGCGGCUACGACCUGGGUUACACCGCCGCCUACACCUCCUACGCGCCCUACGGGACCAGUUCGUCCCCAGCAAACAACGAACCUGAGAAAGAGGACGUCGAGCCUGAAAUCCGGAUAGUAAACGGGAAGCCAAAGAAAGUCCGGAAACCCCGAACCAUCUACUCCAGUUUCCAGCUGGCGGCUCUUCAGCGGCGUUUCCAAAAGACUCAAUACCUGGCACUGCCCGAGCGAGCCGAACUGGCGGCGUCUCUGGGCCUCACACAGACCCAGGUCAAAAUCUGGUUCCAGAACCGCCGAUCCAAGUUCAAGAAGAUGUGGAAGAGCGGUGAGAUCCCUUCGGAGCAUUUCCUGGGCAACUACCCGUGGUACCACCAGGCCUCGGGCUCCGGCUCGCACCUGCAGGCCCCGGCGCCACUGCUGCACCCGACGCAGACCCAGCAGCCACACCACCACCACCAUCACCACCACGGCAGCGGGGGCGCCCCGGUGAGCGCGGGGACGAUUUUCUAACCCCUGGAGACUGCGCCAGAGACUGAGAGAGCAGAGACCAGUUAGCCUCAGUGCUCACUCCCAGAGCCAGAGGGUUCCUCCUGCUGGCCCCGAAGAUGCCACCCGCCGCUCCCGGAGGUGGCGUCCCAAGAUGGCCUACCCCAGGCCCUGCUCCCUCGCGCGGCCACCGCGCAGACAGGGACUGGGAGGCGUCUUCUCGUCCCACGGGUUCCUCUCGGAGGAACCCGGCCUCCACGUGGCGAAGGACGCCUGCCACAGACGCCUUUCCGACCUGAGUCCCGCCUCAGACUUGCCUCGCCUCCCCUCCCCUCCCCGCCCCGCCCGGCGAGGCAGUCCGGCGCCUUUUUCGCCGCGGGCCGCGAGCUGAGUCCCCGAGAGAGACGCCUCCCCCGCCCGCAAGGCUGCCCGGGCCCUCUGAGGCUCCUUUCUCCUCGCCCGCCCCCAGGCUCAACUCCAGUCCUCUAGGGUUAUUGACCUCCCGGGUCCUGCCUGCCCGCCCUCCCACCCCCCUCACUCCUCCUUGACCCAGGCGGCCUGCCGCUUUUUUUCUGCCCUGCCGUUUCCAGCCCUUGGAGCCCCCGUCCCUUCCCCACCUUAGCUCUCCCCCAGGAACACUCCCUUAGCUCUCCCCUUCCUUCACCAGUGGAGUUUUUUAAUUUUUAUUUUAAAAAAUGUUUAGGUGCCUUUGCGGAUGACCUCAUUUUGAUGUUGGGGAAAAAUGAUUUUUUAAUAUGUGGACACUGCAAAAAAUGUGUUUAAAUUAUCUUUUUUAAAACCUAUUCAGGAUUAUUAGCCUGGACUUCGGCAUAGCGUUUGUAAAUAAAGGUGUCUGUGCAGAUUUCCCACUGAUUUAUUUGUAUAAAAAUACUCAUCUUUUCAGACUUUUUUGUAAACCCCCCCACCUGUGAAAACUGCGGUUCAGCAGUGACCUCAGCAACCUCUUUUAUUUUUCCCCUUGAAAAAUUUUCUCAGUUUAACUAAGCUACUGAUUUGGAUUUGUUUUAUUUUGUCCUAAAGUCUUUGUUCUUGAAAGGUAUUUUGGGGUUAUUUAUUAUGAAAACAACAUGCUCUUAAUGUUGAUUUUACACUAUG